UAUACAUUAUUGCGGUGGAGAGAUUGAGAAACAUCAAAUAAUAGUAAUAAGAAGUUUUGAGCAGAGAAAAAUGGCGGAGCUCCCUUCAUGUGAGAAGAUAGAGAGUUUAUCAGUUAAUUGUGACUACAACUUCAACAUAGGAAGUGAGCAUAUUGGUCAACAAUGUGCUGCCAAUAAGAGUGAUGAAAAAUUACCAUCUGUGAGGGGGAUUGAAGACAUUGGAGUGCGUUAUGGAUAUACAGUAGUGUUUGUCAAGGAUGUUGGAUUGUCUCUAAGCUUCUAUAGGGAUGCUUUUGGUCUCCAACCAAAGUAUGUGGAUGAGAGGAGGACAUGGGGCGAGCUGGAUACUGGUUCUGCCAUCAUUGCCUUCACUCCUUUACAUCAGAGGGAUGCCACCAUUGCAUGUGGUGUACAAGAACAUGAUGCAUCAAUCCCUCCAAUAAAUGUUGCAAUUGGCUUUUUAGUGGAAGGCUGUAAGAGUGAGGGAUUAGAAGAUGAUAAAAAUGUUACAACAAGAGUACAAAGUGUGCAAAAGGUGUAUGAUCGAGCUAUAGAUAUAGGGGCAGUACCAGUACAAGCACCUGAAAUGAAACCAUGGGGUCAAAUUGUUGCUUAUGUAAGGGAUCCUGAUGGAGUUCUUGUCCAACUUGGAAGCCUUGUUAAAAGAUCUAAAUAAGAUUAGCAUGACACUAAUCCAUAAAUUAUCAUCCAACAUUGUCAAUAUGUAUAUGUUUUCAUUUUUACAUAAUCAUGCACUAUAUAUUGUAUAUUUUGUACAUGAUUAAGUAAAACCAUUAAUAAAUUC
Messenger RNA from Cryptomeria japonica (Japanese cedar), 805 nucleotides. RefSeq lists its product as uncharacterized. The transcript is spliced from 2 exons. NCBI's taxonomy places the organism in Eukaryota, Viridiplantae, Streptophyta, Pinopsida, Cupressales, Cupressaceae. The record is from RefSeq and is a predicted model, not a curated record. The coding region runs from base 71 to 676 and encodes 201 amino acids.